GUGCUGUGGACACUGCAGUGUGCGGAAGACGAGAAGUGGGAUCCGGAAGUUCAGUGGUAGAACCAGCACGUGUGCACUUCAGGCAGAGGAACAACAACAAUUAUUGUAAAAAGUCUUUAGUUUUUUGUCCAUAUUUUACGCUUGCAAAUAUGACAAAGACAAAGAAGGAGAAAAGUGCCCCCGAGGAGGAAGCCGGAGGGACGGAGAAAUCUUACCAGGAGUUAUUGGCGAAUAUUAACCCCAUCGCUAAUCCCCUGGCCUCGCGCAAGUUAAGCAAGAAGCUGUAUAAAUGCGUCAAAAAAGCGGCUAAACAUAAACAGAUUCGCCGAGGAGUCAAAGAAGUACAGAAGUUCAUCAAUAAAGGAGAAAAGGGGAUUGUGGUACUUGCCGGAGAUACGCUACCCAUCGAGGUGUACUGCCACUUGCCAAUUAUGUGCGAGGACAGAAAUCUGGCCUACGCUUAUAUUCCAUCCAAAGUGGACUUGGGAUCAUCAGCUGGUUCAAAAAGGCCCACGUGUGUCAUCAUGAUCAAACCACACGAAGAAUACCAGGAGGCUUAUGAUGAGUGCUUGGAAGAAGUUUCCUCCCUGCCCAAACCUUUAUGAGUGCUUUUAGCAUUGAUGUGCUUGUGGUGUCCGAACAUGCGAUGUUGAUAACAUCCACAAAAGGGUUAUGGCACAGAUGUGUUGCAGACCAUGCUAAAGUUAGGAAUCAUCAAUUCAUCUAACACAGCUUUUUUACUGGCUGUCCAUCAGUUAUGAGGCCGUUAUGUAACAGCAGCGCAACAUUCAUGUGCAUAAAGUUUUCCUUAUUUGUAAAGGUCUUUAUAAAAAUAAACUCUUUAUUAACAA
Silurus meridionalis is the source of this 851-nucleotide messenger RNA. It is a transcript of the gene nhp2, whose product is annotated as NHP2 ribonucleoprotein homolog (yeast). The coding region runs from base 150 to 605 and encodes 151 amino acids. Gene Ontology annotation, molecular function: box H/ACA snoRNA binding. Lineage: Eukaryota; Metazoa; Chordata; Actinopteri; Siluriformes; Siluridae. The transcript is spliced from 5 exons. Gene Ontology annotation, cellular component: box H/ACA snoRNP complex; nucleolus. Gene Ontology annotation, biological process: snRNA pseudouridine synthesis; rRNA pseudouridine synthesis. The record is from RefSeq and is a predicted model, not a curated record.